AAAGGCGCAGCGCCCCCCUUCCUCCCCCCCCUGCUCGGUGCCGCGGGGCGGUUCCGGGGCGGUCCCCGCGGCGCAUGGCGGCGCUUCCGCUCGGCGCCGAGGCACCGGCACCAUGAACUACAUGCCGGGCACGGCCAGCCUCAUCCAGGACAUCGACAAGAAGCACCUGGUGCUGCUGCGAGAUGGCCGGACGCUGAUCGGCUUCCUGCGCAGCAUCGACCAGUUCGCGAACCUGGUGCUGCACCAGACCGUGGAGCGCAUCCACGUGGGCAAGAAGUACGGGGACAUCCCCCGGGGCAUCUUCGUCGUCAGGGGCGAGAACGUCGUCCUGCUGGGGGAAAUAGACCUGGAGAAGGAGAGCGACACGCCGCUGCAGCAGGUCUCCAUCGAGGAGAUCUUGGAGGAGCAGCGGCUGGAGCUGCAGGCCAAGCAGGAGUCGGAGAAGCUGAAGGUGCAGGCGCUGAAGGAGCGGGGCCUGGCGGUGCCGCGCGCGGACACCCUGGAUGAGUACUGACGGGGCCGCCAUGGACGCGACCCCCGCGGCGGGGCUGGGGGGCCGCCCGCCCGCGUGCUGAUGCAAAGCUCCCCAGGAAGGCUGCCUUUAUCUCAGAAUUGUGUUUUCUGUGGCGCAGACAACUUAAAAAAUCAUGGUUUUGGUUCCUCCGUGUGGAGAAGGAGGAGCGGUGGCGUUGGGCUGCCCUCUGAGGCUCUGGUGAGCGAGGGAGGGUCUGUUCCGAGGGGAGCCCCUCGGGUCUUUUUGUUUGUUUUUUCCUCGUGUGACUCUGGGCAAGAGUUCCCCCUGAUGUGUAAAUAAAUCCCUGAUCUCAACAGCA
Messenger RNA from Anas platyrhynchos (mallard), 833 nucleotides. It is a transcript of the gene LSM1, whose product is annotated as LSM1 homolog, mRNA degradation associated. Lineage: Eukaryota; Metazoa; Chordata; Aves; Anseriformes; Anatidae. The record is from RefSeq and is a predicted model, not a curated record. Gene Ontology annotation, cellular component: P-body; Lsm1-7-Pat1 complex. Gene Ontology annotation, biological process: deadenylation-dependent decapping of nuclear-transcribed mRNA. Gene Ontology annotation, molecular function: mRNA binding.